ACAAAACUAGUAAAAUUAAAUUUGGGAGCCUUACUGAAGUUGCAGACAUAUUAAUUCCUGCAUUUCUAGAGAAACAGAAUCUCAGUGCUUUCUUAGAUGGCAUUCGCAAGUGGAUACUGGACUAAAAAGGAAGUAAAUGGAAAUCCUCCAACUCCUAGACAUGGACAUGCGUUGGUAAUGGCUGGAAAUAUAGCAUUUAUAUUUGGGGGCUGCUCCUUUUAUAAUGCUUCUGAUGAUCAACCAACAUAUUUUAAUGACUUCUACAUGUUGACAAUUACUCUGACUGAUUUGAUGUGGGAAAAGAUACCACAGGAUGGACAUAUUCCGUGCCCACGACAAGGGCAUUCACUUAGUGUAGUAAAAGGCAAGAUAUAUUUAUUUGGAGGUUGUUCAAGCCAGAAUGCCGUGUAUUGCCUUCCAGGAGUCUAUGUCUUUGAUCUUGAUUCUCUAACUUGGCAGAAAAUCACAACCAGUGGUCUUGCUCCUCAAACUCUUGAACACAGUUCAGCUGUGGUAGGCGAAAACAUCUUUGUGUAUGGUGGCAUGGAAGAUAGUAAAGCAGUGGAUGAUCUCUAUACAUUCAAUACAGUGUCUCACUGUUGGACUCCAGUGAAAACCUUUGGUUCAAACCCUCGUGCUAGGUCAGGCCAUGCUUUUGCUGCCAUUGGAGAAAUCAUCUAUAUGUUUGGCGGUCGUUCCAAUGAAGAUGAAUAUUAUACUGAUGUGUAUGCACUGGACACAGUAUCUUUAAUGUGGAAAAAGUGUGAAGUAAAGGGAGAAAAGCCUUUUGGAAGAUCACAUCAUACAUUUACAGCACACAGUGAUAAGGACAUUUAUCUGUUUGGAGGAACUUUUGAGUUCAAAGAUGGCAAAAUCAUUUCAAAGAAUGAUAUUAUGAAAUUAAGUUUAGCUCAGAUGAAGUGGAAGAAGCCACUGUACAUAGGGAUCCCUCCAGCUUGCAGAUGGAAUCAUGUUGCAUUUAUUCUCCACAAUCAACUCUAUAUUUUUGGUGGAAUUAAUGGGAAAGAAUUCAACGACCUCAUGGGAAUGAAACUGAUAAAUCCUUCAGAGAGACGACUUUUUAUGAAAGAGAUUUUUUCAGAACUGGGAAUCCAAGAAAUAAGCAGCAGUUUCACUGCCACCAAAAUUCCUAAGGUGAAAUAUGAAUUGAAAGAACAUUCUUCGCCGCCUGCAUCAGUUUCACCAGCACCUUCAGCUGCAAUAGAAGAGCUCCAGGAUUUCCAUUCUGUAUGUAACCAAGCAAUAAAAAUGAUUACAAAGGCUUUCGGAUUAUUGGACUCUGAAUUUCAAAAACUUAAUAUGAUAAAAGCUGAACUAACUCAGGCAACCAAGGCUUUUCAGCAUGAAAAAGAUCAGUAUGACAAAAACCUGGAAAACCAGCAGAAGGAGCUACAAGUGAUGCUAGAAAAACACAAAGUCCAAAACGAAGCAUGGCUCAAAGCCAGAGCUGAGGAGAAUGACAGGGAAAAGGAGGAACUCUUCAAACUGAGAGAGUGGACAGAAAGUGAGCAGGGAGAAAAGAUCUUAAAACUAUAUCAUGGUCUAGGGAAAGCUAUAAGAAAAGGCAAACGAGAAGAGAAAUCUUGCUACAUUGGUGAAAGUCAAUUACGAUAA
Messenger RNA from Thamnophis sirtalis, 1635 nucleotides. The record is from RefSeq and is a predicted model, not a curated record. Lineage: Eukaryota; Metazoa; Chordata; Lepidosauria; Squamata; Natricidae.